Molecule: messenger RNA, 573 nt
Organism: Xylona heveae TC161
Lineage: Eukaryota; Fungi; Ascomycota; Xylonomycetes; Xylonales; Xylonaceae
Exons: 1
Coding region: 116-427 (103 amino acids)
Source: RefSeq, a predicted model, not a curated record
UCGCCGUCGCACACUCUUGCGUUGCUGGACGCAUUUCUUUACAAAAUUUCGAUCGCGUAUAUCGGUCGAUUACAGAUGUUGAUGUUUAUCACGAGCAGAUUAAAUACCCAAUCGCAUGACGCUUUACACGACUUUUACGCUUUCCUUUGUCUUAUCUUUUUUUAGUUCCCAGCUUCUCACGCCAUCACAGCCCUUCUCGAACAUGUAUCUCACACUAUCGAAGAGGAUCGUUGAGUUCAAGCUUCAAUUCCCAUCAUUUCGGCAUUUGCAGCCACGGGCGCAUGCAAUUCUGUCUCAUUCGAGACCUGCUCAUUUCAGAGACUUUUCUAUUUCGGUUACCUUUAUUUUUUUUCUUACUUCUCCGUCUUCCUUUGUCGUCCUUCUUCGUUCCUCUUGUCUUAUUCCUCUCUACGGUCACAGUCAAUGACUUUUCCCUUUUUCGUCCUUCUUCUGUGCUCAUCUAGGGCGGGGUUCGUUGGUUUCGGAUCGGGUCGGCCGUUUCUCUAUUGGCAUGCUUCUCUCUACUAUGGCGUUUGUAGUCUGUGAUCUCUCACUACUGCUUUCGAAUUGCGG